This is a messenger RNA of Eucalyptus grandis, 2520 nucleotides long. Its product is annotated as protein ZINC INDUCED FACILITATOR-LIKE 1. NCBI's taxonomy places the organism in Eukaryota, Viridiplantae, Streptophyta, Magnoliopsida, Myrtales, Myrtaceae. Bases 631 to 2136 code for a protein of 501 amino acids. The transcript has 17 exons. Gene Ontology annotation, molecular function: transmembrane transporter activity. Gene Ontology annotation, biological process: transmembrane transport. The record is from RefSeq and is a predicted model, not a curated record.
UGCCCAAUCCCCCUUUGACCGACAUACUCACGUAUCAGAAAAGGCAUUUAUCCGUCUUUGGGAAAAGCGGAAAAAGGAACAACCGAGCAGUGCGAAAAAGGAGACGGAGAGCGAGCAGGAAGGCGAUUCUUCUGCGUAGGAUGAAAGCUCGAACGAAGAUGAUGGCGUCAUCUUCCUCGUCCCGCGUUCCCUCCGUGGGGGCGGGCGGGCCGGUGGAGGGGCCACGGUAAAUCUUCUGCGUGACGGCUCGCUGUCGCGUCCGCGUCCUUUCCCUUUUUCCCCGCCGUUGGACCGGGCCGAAUCGCGGAGAGGGAGACGGGGUGGGCCUCGGCAGCGACCCCCGCCGCCGCUUCCGGUAGGCAACGGUCUCGGGGGCCACCGCAGCACCACGGAGGCCGUCCGCAUGUUUUCCACGUACGUCGCCAUCUCCGCCCUUCUUUCCGCGGACUGGUAGCUCACGAAACGUGGCGGUGACAGACGUAUACCUCUCUCUCUCUCUCUCGCUCGCUCGCUCUGUCGGGGGGGACCCGGCGGCCACCCGUGAGUCAACCUUUGGGUUCGUCAACGUUUUUUUUAUUGCUUCGUGUAUUUGGUCGCGUGCGACGCGUUGCGAGGGAAGAGACGCGAGCAAUGGCGGAGAACACGGAGGAGGCGUUGCUGAAGAAGGAGGACGAGGAGGAGGAGGCUCGCGGGGCUCGGCGGCGGCGGCUGCGGCACCGCCGGGAGGAGUGUCCGGGAUGCGAGAUCGAGCGGCUCAAGGAGACGAACCGCGGCGUGCCUUACAAGCUUUUCUUCUACGUCUGGAUCAUCGUCCUCUGCGCAGCUUUGCCGAUAUCGUCUCUUUUCCCUUUCUUGUAUUUCAUGAUAAGGGACUUCAAAAUAGCCAAGAGAGAAGAAGAUAUUGGCUUCUAUGCUGGAUAUGUAGGUUCUGCUUUUAUGUUUGGAAGAGCAUUGACUUCUGUACUCUGGGGAAUGUUAGCAGAUAGAUAUGGUCGAAAGCCCGUGAUACUGUUUGGUACAGUUACAGUGGUGGUUUUCAACACACUUUUUGGCCUCAGUACAAACUUCUGGAUGGCAGUCUCCACAAGGUUUCUCCUCGGAAGCUUGUGUGGCAUACUUGGCCCAAUGAGGGCAUAUGCUUCAGAAGUUUGUCGCAAAGAGUAUCAAGCUUUGGCGAUGUCAAUUAUUAGCACAUCAUGGGGUAUUGGAUUGGUCAUUGGUCCAGCUAUUGGGGGUUAUCUUGCCCAGCCUGCAGAAAAAUUUCCUAACGUCUUUUCCGAAAAAUCCAUUUUCGGGAGGUUUCCAUACUUUUUACCCUGUCUCUUGAUAUCAGUCUUUUCUUUGGGGGUGAUGGUUGUUGCCUGUUGGCUCCCGGAAUCCCUUCAUAGGCAUGGUGAAAGCAGUGAAGAAUGUGAUAUACCAUACGAGGCACUAGAGGCAGAGGAAAAUAAAACUUUGAAGGACGAAUCACAACGAAAUGAGAAAAGUUGUCAGACGUCUUGGAGCCUUCUCAGAAAUUGGCCAUUAAUGUCAUCCAUAAUUGUCUAUUGUGUCUUCCAGCUUCAUGACAUGGCAUAUACAGAGAUUUUUUCACUAUGGGCUAUCAGUCCUUGGAAGUUUGGUGGGUUGAGCUAUUCAACAGCAGAUGUCGGUGAAGUUCUUGCUCUUUCAGGUUUUGGGCUCUUAUUAUUCCAGCUAUUUCUGUACCCACGUGUGGAAAGGAUUUGUGGACCAAUUGUAGUUUCUCGAGUUGGUGCUGCGUUGAGCAUAAUUCUGCUGUCAAGUUACCCCUUUAUAGCUAAACUGACUGGAAUUAUUCUCACAAUACUGGUGGAUUCAGCAUCUAUUCUGAAGAAUGUGCUUGCUGUAUCCAUAACCACAGGCUUAUUCCUACUUCAAAACAGAGCUGUGACCCAGGAGCAGAGAGGAGCUGCAAACGGUUUAUCUCUGUCUGCGAUGUCUCUUUUCAAAGCAAUGGGUCCAGCAGCAGGAGGUUCAAUCUUUUCUUGGGCACAAAAGCGUCAAAAUGCUUCUUUUCUGCCUGGUAAUCACAUGGUUUUCUUCAUCCUGAACGUCAUCGAGGCCUUGGGAUUGCUGAUGACCUUCAAACCUUUUCUGACUCAGCCAAAGGACUAGCACUCUUUGGUGAUGCUGGGUUCCAUGGCAGGCGUCAUGCACAGCAAAAGAUAGAAGUUAUAUAGUAAUAGAUCAAUAUCCUGAAAAGUUUGACUUUGCCUCUGUAACGCAGCGUCACAUUGUGAGCCUUUUUUGCUCCGUGAUGCAUAAAUACCGUCCCAUACGUAGGAGUGCAGCGUAUUCACUGUUUGCAACAUUGAUUCAUUCGUGCGAAAGCAAGCAGACCUGUAGUUCAUGUAUCUGAGGAUCUUUGUUAGUCUUAACGAUUUUAAAGUACGUUCUUGCGGGCAGCUGUAGCUUUUCAGUUUUGCCUCCUUGGACUAUAGGUGAGGCAAUGCCUCCAUGGUAUAAAUGCAAAAAGCUGAAACUACUAAGAGUUUUAAG